AUGGUUGCGUUCAAAGCACUACUUCUUGAUAUUGAGGGUACUAUAACUAGUAUUUCUUUCGUUAAGGUUAAAUUGUCUCAAGUUUAUGACUAACUUUAUCGUUAAUAAUUUUCAGGAUGAAUUGUUUCCCUACGCUUUCGACAAUGUUGACAAAUACAUAGAAGAACAUUAUGAUGAACCAGCUCUUCAAAUAGUUCUAGAAGAUUUGAGACAACUAGCAAGAGAACAAUCACAACACGAUGCUUCAGUUGUGUAAGUUCACCCAUUUUCUAACCACUCAUGCAUAUUUGAAUAUUUCUAGCCGAGUUCGUGAACCGAAACAAAAUUGCAUUGAUGACGUGGCAAAGAAUGUAAGACAUUGGAUAAAACGAGAUAAAAAGUUAACACCAAUGAAAGCAUUGCAAGGAUUAAUUUGGGAAGAAGCCUAUAAAAGAGGAAAAGUCGAAGGACAUUUAUAUCCCGAUGUUCUUCCAGUCCUGAAAAAACUUCACGAUGAAAACUUGCCAAUUUAUAUUUAUUCUUCGGGUUCAGUUCAUGCCCAAAAGCUGUUAUUUGGUUAUUCGAUAGAGGGAGAUAUCACAAAUGUAAGUUUUAAUUUGUCAAGUUUUCCGUUGACAACCAAAGUUUUCUAGAUUCUUAGCGGCUACUUCGACACCAGAAUUGGAUUAAAAGGCUCAUCCGAAUCUUACACUGCAAUCAGCCAAAAAAUCAAUAUCGCGCCAAACGAGAUUCUUUUCCUAACUGAUGUUCCUGCUGAAGCUGAAGCUGCGAAAACCGCCGGACUUCAAACUUUCCUUGUUUCCCGACCUGGAAAUGCCAACCUCAGCGAUGAAAAUCGAGUUGAUUUCAAAGUUAUCGAAUCCCUUGAUGAAAUUUUGCAAUAA
Messenger RNA from Caenorhabditis angaria, 884 nucleotides. The record is from the annotation of a GenBank genome assembly. NCBI's taxonomy places the organism in Eukaryota, Metazoa, Nematoda, Chromadorea, Rhabditida, Rhabditidae.